GCACGAGUUGAUACCUCGGACUCGAGCCACGAGUGAUAUCUUCCUCCGUCCGAUGAUCACUUGUCUUUGCUCUGGGUAGCGUCCGUCCUUGCACUCACCACGAAGCCGGACUUUGCAGAAGACGAGGCAACGCGCACGCACACAGGAUCGCGCAUAUUCUCGCACACACACACACACACACACGCACAGCAUGGGCGACAGCAGCAGCAGCAGCAGCAGCAUCGAGGCCGCCUUCGGGGCCGCCAUCGACGCGGGCACGAUCCACGGCGCCGUCAUCUGCGCCGCCGACGCGACGGGCCGCUUCGUCUACGACAGGGCGCUCGGCCAGCGCACGCUGCUGUCCGGGGAGAAGCGCGCGCAGCAGCUCGACGACGUGCUGUACCUGGCGUCGGCCACCAAGCUCAUCACCGCCGUCGCCGCGCUGCAGUGCGUCGAGGACGGGCUCCUCACGCUGCGGGGCGACGUGGCGGCGCUCGCGCCCGAGCUCGCGGCCAAGCAGGUCCUCACGGGCUUUUCCUCCUCGUCGGGCGGCGGCGGCGGCGAGGGGGACGGGGACGCGGAGGAGGAUGAGGGGGAUAAGGAGGCGCCGGUGCUCGAGCCCGCGGCGCGGCCCAUCACGCUCGAGAUGCUGCUCACGCACAGCUCCGGCGCGAGCUACGACUUCCUGAGCCCGACCGUCGGCAAGUGGCGCGAGCGCUUCGCCCCGUACCCGCCCGAGGGCGUGCGCCGCCCCGUCGAGGAGGCCUUUGGCUACCCGCUCGGCUUCCAGCCCGGCGCCGGGUGGAUGUACGGGCCCGGGCUGGACUGGGCCGGCCGGCUGGUCGAGCGGGCGACGGGCCGCACGCUCGGGGAGCGCAUGCAGGAGCGCAUCUUCACGCCCCUAGGCAUCAACUCGGCCCAGUUCUAUCCCGUCACGCGCGAGGACCUGCGCGCCCGCCUCGUCGACCUGAACCCGAUGGACCCCGAGGCCCUGGGGCGGGCGCCGCUCGGCGGGGGCGGCGACAUGAACAAGCGCAGCGAGGGCGACUUUGGCGGCCACGGGCUCUUCAUGUCGGGCGGCGACUUCGCAAAGGUGCUGCGCUCCCUGCUCGCCAACGACGGCAAGCUGCUCCGGCCCGACACCGUCGACGACAUGUUCGAGCACCACCUGAGCCCCGAGGCCACCGCCGGCCACGCCGCCGCCCUGGCCAGCCCGGCCGGCGUCUUCUUCCGCGUCGGCGUCGACCCGGCAACCAAGAUGGGCUACGGACUGGGCGGUCUUCUGACCCUCGAGGGCAUCGACGGCUGGUACGGCGAGCGCACCCUGACCUGGGGCGGCGGCAUGACGCUCGCCUGGUUCAUCGACCGCUCCAACGGGCUGUGUGGUGUGGGCGCCGUCCAGGCCGCCCUGCCCCUGGAUGCGGCCGUUGUUGGCGACUUGAAGCAGACCUUCCGACGUGAUGUGUAUCGCAAGUACGCUGCCUGGAAAGAACAACAGCGGUAGCCAACGAAUAGACAAUCAUGUCCUAGGGAUGCCCCUGUAUGCGAGACGGGCGAGCUCCCUGCCACGCCCGAGUCUUGUUGUCUGUGUACGCCUCCAGCCGUGCCAGGUAGGUUGAUACGAUGCCGCCACCUCACUUGAGGUAUCUUUGCUUGACAACGCUUGCCUGGUAAACACGAGCGAUGAGACCCUUUGAAUCGGAGAGCGACAUGCAGUCGGCCAUUGACAACUCCAGCGUGACUGUGGAUCCCACCAUGCCCAUGGUCCAUCCCCUUGACAUGAUGCCACGUCGUGCUGACCCCCGCGCAAGGAGAGGGAGGGAGUGAGGGAGGGAGAGAGAGCCACCGGCGGCAACGCAAUCAGAAUCAGCAUGCAUUUCACCGAGCGCGGCUCUGCGCCCGCGGCCCAAGCGAAAAGCUAGAGUCUGCGAUGCUCACUCACAUCUUCUUGGCCCACGGAGCCCGGAAGAAGCGGCUAGUAACUACAUGAACUCUGCUAGCGUCUUUCGAAACGACGAAAGCUGCCGACGACGUGGAGCGCCACGGGCAAAGCGAUCGAGGGCCGGGUUUCGCAACCUCAUUCGCCGGCGGCCGCGGACGGCUCUGUCCAACCACAAAGCUGGAGCCGUCUUCUGGAUGCCGGCAGGCCAGGUUCCAGACUGCGACGAAGUACAUACAUAGUGUAGUGGUGUGGUGUGGUGCGGUGCGCAUGCCACGUCGCCCGCUGCCGGUUUCAUCGUCUCCGCCAUGGCAGCCUCGCCGCAAGGCUGUGAGGGUCCCGUUCGUGACGGGACGAGGAGAGGAGGCGCUGCUCCCGUUGCCAAAGCCCUGGUUUGAUAGACGUGAUUCGAGGUCGGCAUCUCCGCGGGUGGUUACAUCGGCGGUGUCAGCAACGAACCGAGUAUGGAUGGUACAGCUUGGACGUGUCCAAUACGUAUCGCGGCUGCCCCCUAUCCCGUGUCAGCCUCUGCGGCCUUGUAAAACUUGUUUGGGUACGGUGGCAGCACCCGGCCAGCAUCCGAGCCGAUCACACGGGUCGGUCUAUCUGCGCUUGGUGACAAGGGCUUCAGGGUCUGUCGGCGCGCCAAUGGCUCGGGCGCUCAUCAACGGGCAGCAUUCGGGACCAUCGACGAACCCCGAUGAGCCUGUCGGUCGGCCUGGCGCGCAAGGGUUCGCGUGCAUCCGGCAAUCAGUAAGCAGCAUGAAUGAUGCCCACGUGUCCAUUCGUCUCGCACAUGUGGUGUACAAGUGG
This is a messenger RNA of Purpureocillium takamizusanense, 2731 nucleotides long. RefSeq lists its product as uncharacterized. The record is from RefSeq and is a predicted model, not a curated record. Lineage: Eukaryota; Fungi; Ascomycota; Sordariomycetes; Hypocreales; Ophiocordycipitaceae. The transcript has 2 exons. The coding region runs from base 191 to 1483 and encodes 430 amino acids.